Molecule: messenger RNA, 1376 nt
Organism: Camellia sinensis
Lineage: Eukaryota; Viridiplantae; Streptophyta; Magnoliopsida; Ericales; Theaceae
Source: RefSeq, a predicted model, not a curated record
AACUACCGCGAUCUGAGCCGGACCACCGCGAUACGGGAGAAGAUGGAGUGUGGUUGGACAAGCAUCUGCCUAAAGGACCUAAUUAGUUACUUGCCCGAUGGAAUUCUCGUUUCCAUUUUGUCUCGGUUGGAAAUUGAACAAGCAGCAAGAACUAGUGCCCUAGCUCGCAGAUGGAGAUAUUUGUGGACAUUCACUAGUAGUUUGAUAUUCAAAUUUUGCGAUUGGCGGAUAGUGGAUCAUGAAGAUAAGUUAUUUGGUCUUAAAUGCAGGCAAUUUGUUGAUUGGGUUAAUCAUAUCUUGAAGUUUCAUCGUGGUAUGAUUAUUGAUGAAUUCAGCAUUCAAUUUUGUUUGGAUGAUAAUAUCUUUAAAAGUGAUAUUGAUGGUUGGAUCAACUUUGCCUUUCGAAAGAGAGUUAAAAGGCUCAAGUUCAACUUUAGAUGUACCUGGACAAAUGGGAAUUGGAAUUACCCUCUUACUGCUCAUAUUCUUCAUUAUCACAGACUUGAUUCCCUAACGAGCCUCUAUCUGUGCCAUGUAGAUGUGACAAGGGAAGUUUUGGAAUACAUUUUGUUCGUUUGCCCAUUGCUUGAAGAGUUAUCUAUAUUGCAUUCACGAUCUUUGGUAAAUUUUGUAGUUUCUGGGCCUUCAUUGAAGCUAAAGUACUUAGAGAUCGAAGGUUGCUUCUCUUUGAAAAGUGUUGAUAUUUAUGAUGCAAAUCUAGUGUCGUUUAAAUACAGCGGACUAAAGGCCUACAUUGCCUUUAAAAACACUCCGCAUCUUGUUAAGGCAUCUUUUGAUGGGCCUUAUGCUCGCUAUAUUGUUAAGAACUUUAUACAGGUUUCAAGCUAUCUCCUUCAACUAGAGACACUUGAAUUGAACUUGAGUUGGGGACUUAAGAAGUUGAGGUACUUCCCUAGAUUUCCCAAGUUGAGGAAUCUCAGGCAGUUGGAAUUGAUGCUCAAUCCUGGCGUCUCUAUGCUCCUUUGUGCAUACCUGCUAAGGGCGUCUCCUUUAUUGAGGAUGCUUAAAAUUGAGUUUUGGGACUUCAAGGACUCCACAAAAGAAACGAAGAUACGAAGGCCUAAACAUCUACAUAAAAGCCUCAAGGUGCUUGAAUUGAAUGGAUUUAUUGGAUGCAAAGCUGAUCUGCAGAUUGCCUCAUACAUACUUGGCAGUACUGUGUCACUUCAGGAGAUAAUCAUUGAUCCCAGCCAUCCAAAUAAAUGGGCACCUGAAGAUCCUGACACGCAACAACUGGCUAGAAUGCGUGCCAGGCAGCACUUGGAAACAAGAUUACCCUUUGGGACACAAUUGGUGUUGAGAUAAUAACAAUUUAUGAACCUCUUGGCUCGUAUCUACUUGUAUACUGGGUCUUC